Molecule: messenger RNA, 1898 nt
Organism: Acaromyces ingoldii
Lineage: Eukaryota; Fungi; Basidiomycota; Exobasidiomycetes; Exobasidiales; Cryptobasidiaceae
Product: glycoside hydrolase
Exons: 1
Coding region: 240-1898 (552 amino acids)
Biological process (GO): carbohydrate metabolic process
Molecular function (GO): hydrolase activity, hydrolyzing O-glycosyl compounds
Source: RefSeq, a predicted model, not a curated record
CAACAGAUUGCGGGGUAGGACACAUGCAGCUGUAACGGGACAACCUGACAGAAUCGUGUCACUGACUGUGUUGUCAAGAGGUCGCACCCUUCUUCCUCGGCUAUCGACCGGUGGAGCUAAGAUCAGACCCACACAAGCACGGCUCGUCAUAAAAGACAGUCUGCUGUUCCGAGGCUGGUCCUCUAAGACUCCAGUGCUGCGUAGCCAAGCCAACCACCCCCUUGCAAGACUUCAACAACAUGCGCUCACUCUCUGCCCCUUUCACCGUGCUCCUCGCCGCUCUUCUGGCUGACAAAGCCACGUGCGCCUUCCAACAGACGCCAACACUCGGUUUCAACACCUACAACGCAGCCUCCUGCACGGUCAACGACAGCUACGUGACCGACACCAUCAAUGCAUUCGCCGAUCAAGGCUUUGCGGCCAUGGGCUACAGCCUCUUCCAAAUCGACUGCGGCUGGCAGCGUAGGGACCGGUCUCGAGAUGCCACAACGGGCGCCAUCAACGUGAACAACGAUGCUUUUCCCAACGGCAUUAAAUCGCUGACAGACCUGGCUACCUCGCGCGGGCUCAAUUUUGGCCUAUAUUCCGAUGCCGGGUUGUUGGCUUGCGACCCGACAGUCCCCAGCCCCGUUUUGGGCUCUUUGGGUCACGAGGCUGCUGAUGCCAAGCAAUUUGCUGACUGGAACGUCAAGACUGUCAAGUACGACAACUGCUAUGCCGACAGCACGGACGCAAGCAGUGCAGCACCCAAGGCGGCUCGCACCGACUUCGUCACAAGGUACCGACCGAUGACUGAUGCGCUGCGCGAGAAUGGUAUCGAAGGCGAGUUGGUCUGCCAGUGGGGCGUCCCUUUUAGCGACGACGGUGUCCUCAAGGGUCCCAUCGACUGGACUCGCGACCUGGCAACCUCGUUUAGACUGUCGGAUGACAUCAGCGACUCGUGGGACAGCAUCUAUCGGAUCUAUAAUCAAGCGAUCUACAUUGCCGAGCAGGACAAGACGGGACCUGGUUUCCAUGCCGACGCUGAUCUGCUCGAGGUGGGCAACGCCGGCCUCUCGCUGGCCGAGCAGCAGUUCCACUUCGCCUACUGGGCAAUGGCAAAGUCGGCUCUGAUGGUGUCGACAGACAUAGUUCGGUCGUCGGAGCAGACGCGGGCGAUUCUGCAGAACGAAGGUCUGAUCGAAAUAAACCAAGACAGCGUGGGCAAGCCAGUCAAGCUCGUCCAGCGUUGGACCGAUGACCGAGAUCUGCACAUCGGACCGCUCGCCAACGGGGACCUCGCCGUACUGGCCUUCAAUGCGCAAAGCGGCCGACAGACGCUCAACAUCGACUUUGCUGCGCUCAACGUCACGCAAGCCGACGUCGUCGAUCUCUACUCGGGUGCCACUCGAUCUGCCGCGGCCUCGUAUGGAGCAGAUGUCGAUGCGCAUGGGGUUAUUGCGCUGCGGCUCAGCAACGUUAUCGGCGCUGCUCCUACCAGUCCUGCUGUCACCUGGUUGGAGGCAGAGAACGCAGCACGUGAGGGAACCGUCGCUGUUGCGCCCUGCAGUGGAUGCUCUGGUGGCGAAAAGGUGGGCGACAUCAGCGGUUACGGCAACAACCUCAUCUUCAACAAUGUCGAGGCUAGUCAGUCGAGCGUCACCGUUCUGUUCGACUAUGUCAAUUGCGAAAUUGGCUAUCUGGGCAACGGUCUAAACGAGCGAAAGGCACGCAUCGCCGUAAACGGUGGCGAUCCUCAAGAUGUCAACUUCCCAAUCACUGGGUACAGUUGGGACGGUGACGUCGGCCACAACUUCCGCGUCCAACUGUCUGGCUUCAAUGUCGGCUCGUCCAAUUCGAUCCAGAUUUCAAGCCCCAGCAAUGCUCCUGACAUUGAUCGAAUUGGAAUUGUCGCCUAG